AUGGAAGUUCCUAAAGAACAACUGGGACUGAGAGCUGUGGGGUCACACUGUUCUUUAUCAGAGAUGGACGAUUUCGAUCUGACUCGAGCUCUGGACAAACCGAGGCUAAAGAUCGAGAGGAAGAGAUCGUUUGACGAGAGGUCGAUGAGCGAGCUGUCGACUGGAUACUCAAGGCAUGAUCUUGACAUGGCGCAUUCACCUGGAAGCAGGUCGAUAGUCGACACGCCUCUCUCUUAUGUUCGGAACUCGUUCGAGCCGCAUCCAAUGGUUGCGGAAGCUUGGGAAGCCUUGAGAAGGUCAAUGGUGUUCUUUCGUGGUCAACCUGUUGGUACCAUUGCUGCUUAUGAUCAUGCCUCUGAGGAAGUCUUGAACUACGAUCAGGUGUUUGUACGGGACUUUGUACCGAGUGCAUUGGCGUUUCUGAUGAACGGAGAGCCUGACAUAGUGAAGAACUUCUUGCUCAAGACACUUCAGCUUCAAGGUUGGGAGAAACGCGUCGACCGUUUCAAGCUCGGUGAAGGCGUCAUGCCGGCGAGCUUCAAGGUGCUUCAUGACCCCGUCCGCAAAACCGACACAAUCGUUGCUGAUUUCGGGGAAAGCGCUAUAGGGCGAGUAGCACCGGUGGACUCAGGGUUUUGGUGGAUUAUACUCCUCCGUGCUUACACCAAAUCCACCGGAGAUCUAACUCUCUCCGAGACACCGGAGUGUCAGAAAGGAAUCAGACUUAUCCUCUCGCUCUGUUUAUCCGAAGGAUUCGAUACUUUCCCUACGCUUCUCUGCGCUGAUGGUUGUUCUAUGGUUGAUAGAAGAAUGGGUGUUUAUGGAUAUCCGAUUGAGAUCCAAGCUCUGUUUUUCAUGGCGUUGAGAUGUGCCUUGUCCAUGCUGAAACCUGAUGAGGAAGGUAGAGAGUUCAUAGAGAGGAUUGUGAAGAGACUUCACGCUCUGAGUUUCCAUAUGCGUAAUUACUUCUGGCUUGACUUUCAGCAACUCAACGAUAUCUACAGGUACAAGACGGAGGAGUACUCACACACGGCGGUGAACAAGUUUAACGUGAUGCCUGACUCGAUACCGGACUGGGUUUUCGACUUCAUGCCGCUCCGGGGAGGUUACUUCGUCGGAAAUGUUAGCCCGGCUCGUAUGGACUUCCGGUGGUUUUCUUUGGGGAACUGUGUUGCUAUACUGUCUUCUCUAGCGACUCCGGAUCAGUCGAUGGCGAUUAUGGACCUACUUGAGCACCGUUGGGAGGAGCUUGUUGGUGAGAUGCCGCUCAAGAUUUGUUACCCUUGCAUCGAGAGCCACGAGUGGAGGAUUGUUACCGGUUGUGAUCCUAAGAACACUCGGUGGAGCUACCACAACGGCGGUUCUUGGCCAGUGUUGCUGUGGAUGUUGACGGCGGCGUGCAUCAAGACAGGUCGGCCGCAGAUUGCGAGACGUGCGAUUGAUCUGAUCGAGUCGCGGCUUCACAGAGAUUGCUGGCCGGAGUACUAUGAUGGUAAGCAAGGGAGGUACGUUGGGAAGCAAGCGAGAAAGUUUCAGACUUGGUCAAUCGCAGGGUACUUGGUUGCGAAGAUGAUGCUUGAGGAUCCUUCACAUAUUGGAAUGAUCUCUCUUGAAGAAGACAAGCAGAUGAAACCUGUUAUCAAGAGAUCUGCAUCAUGGACUUGCUGA
Microthlaspi erraticum is the source of this 1668-nucleotide messenger RNA. The record is from the annotation of a GenBank genome assembly. Lineage: Eukaryota; Viridiplantae; Streptophyta; Magnoliopsida; Brassicales; Brassicaceae.